This is a messenger RNA of Erythranthe guttata (spotted monkey flower), 1201 nucleotides long. NCBI's taxonomy places the organism in Eukaryota, Viridiplantae, Streptophyta, Magnoliopsida, Lamiales, Phrymaceae. The record is from RefSeq and is a predicted model, not a curated record.
AAUUCACAAAGAGACAUUCUUGCCUAUAAAUACGCUAUUAUGUACGGUAUACAAUUGAUGUGGACUAGUGAAGAGUAGUCAUAAGUUCAUAUUCUCUUUGAAUCUUUUUUUCUUCUUGCUCUGAAAAAAUUUAAUAUUUUUAAUUCCGUAUAUUCAGUUAUUCCAUAAUUCAUAUAUAUAAUAUACACCCAAAAAUGGAGGAGCAGAGACACGACACCACCGUUUCACGGCCGAGCCACCACCACCACCGCAGCAGCGGCGGCGGCGGAGCAGAAGCUGACCACCAGAGGAUUCUCCACGAGCCGGUGAGGUCGCGGUGGACACCGAAACCGGAGCAAAUCCUGAUUCUCGAGUCAAUCUUCAACAGCGGCAUGGUCAACCCUCCAAAGGACGAGACCGUCAAAAUCAGGAAGCUUCUCGAGAAAUUCGGCUCCGUCGGCGACGCCAACGUUUUCUACUGGUUCCAGAACCGCCGCUCCAGGUCCCGCCGCCGCCAGCGCCAGAUGCAGGCCGGCCUCUGCGGCGGCGGCGGAGGUGAGCAUCAGCAGCAAGCUCAGCCGCGCGGCGGCGGCAGCAACGGCGGAUAUAGUGGUGGUGGUGGAAUUCAUUAUGAAAACCUUUUGUCCGGCGGCGGCGGUGGGUUAGUUGCUCCAAACAAUCAUCCAGUGAUUUCUUACACGAGCUCGAAUUGUGUGGUGGGAUCUUCUUCUUCUUCUUCUUCAUGUGGGUUUGAUGGAAAUAUAAUUAAUGGUAAAAACAAUUCAUCAGAUGAUCUGUUCUUGUUCUCGGGUCAUCCCGGUUCGGUUCAAGAUUAUGACCCGAACCCGGGUUUCUGCUUCGCCGGCGGCGCUUCCACUUUGAACUAUCAACCCGAGGUGAUAACGGUGUUUAUCAAUGGGGUGGCGACGGAGAUAGGGAGGGGCGCGGUGGAUAUGAAGGCGGUGUUCGGCGGAGAUUUUGUGCUGUUUCAUUCUUCCGGGGUGCCGGUUCAGGUGAAUGAGUAUGGAUUUCUGCUGCAGAGUUUGCAGCAUGGUGAAAGCUAUUUUCUGGUAAUUAUUUCUUUAUUUCAUUUAAUUAAUUAAUAUUCAAUGCAUAAAUUAUGGAAAUCUGCAUCGGGAAAUUGCAUGUCUGUAAACGUCAUCCCUGAUUUUAAUCCAUAUGAAAUUGCACUGAAUUCCAUUCUGAUUUUCAUCCGUUUCUG